Molecule: messenger RNA, 1329 nt
Organism: Dama dama (fallow deer)
Lineage: Eukaryota; Metazoa; Chordata; Mammalia; Artiodactyla; Cervidae
Product: putative PRAME family member 26
Biological process (GO): negative regulation of DNA-templated transcription; negative regulation of cell differentiation; negative regulation of apoptotic process
Cellular component (GO): cytoplasm
Source: RefSeq, a predicted model, not a curated record
AUGGUGCGAGCCUGGCCCUUUGUCCAUCUGCCUCUGGGGGGCCUGAUGCACACGCCUCACAAGGGAACUGUAGAAGCAAUCCUGGGUGGGCUUAAUGCCUUGCUUACCCACAAGGUUCACCCAAGGAGGCGCAAACUGUGGGUGCUGAAUUUAAGGAAUACUGGCCAGAACUUCUGGAGCAUGUGGUCUGGAGACAUGGACCAUGGGUCCUCAAGCUCACUGAUGGCACCAGUGUCUGAGGGCAGUUUAAGGAAAGGAAGACCCUUGACUCCCUUGGAGGUGUUCAUAGAACUUUGUCUCAAGGAAAGGACCAUGGAUGAAUUCCUCACCUACCUCAUCCGGUGGAUAGCAGAUAGAAAAGAUUUGAUACACCUGUGCUGUAAGAAGCUGAUGAUUGAGUCAAUCCCCUUCAAAAACAUUAUGAAGUUUCUGCAUUUAAUGCCACUAGACAGUCUCCAGGAGGUGCAAGUGAAUUGCAUCUGGCAGCUGUCCACCCUGAGCCUGUUUGCUCCUCUCCUGGGUCAGAUGCGCAGUGUACAGAGACUCAUCCUCUCGCAUUCUUGUGUGUCUGCCUUUGAGGAGCAGGAGCAGCAAGUUGUCCAAUUUACCUCUCAGUUCCUAAAGCUGCACCACCUCCGGGAUCUCUCUAUGGAAUGUCCCUUCUUCCUCCGUGGCUGUCUGGACCAGAUUCUCAGGUGCCUGAAGACUGGCUUAGAAAACCUCACAAUAAUGCACUGCCUGCUCACAGAAUCAGACUUGACCCAUCUGUCCCAGUGUCCGAGCAUCAGUCAGCUAAAAGGUCUGGAUCUGAGUGGGGUUGUUGUAACCAACUUUAGGUCUGCAGUCCUUCAAAUUCUGCUGGAGAAAGUAGCAGCCACUGUCUGGGAACUGGGCUUAGAUGAAUGUGCGAUCUUGGACUCCCAACUUGAGGCCGUCCUACCUGCCCUGAGCCUCUGCUUCCAGCUCCGGUCCUUCAGUCUGCGAGGGAACAUCCUAUCCAUGGCUGCCAUGGAGAAGCUGCUGCUCCACACUGCUGGGCUGCCCAAUUUAAGUAAAGAGUUUUAUCCCGCCCCUCGGGAAAGUUAUAGCUCUCAAGGAGUUUUACUCCAAGGGAGACUUGCUCAGCUUCAAGCUGGGUUGAAGGAGAUUCUGAAAGUCUUAGGACAGCCCAGGACCAUCUGGCUUAGCUCCAGCCCUUUUUUUCACUGCAGUGAUGACAUAUUCUAUCACAUGGAGCCCAUUGCCUACCACUGCAAUAGUUCUGCCUUUUUGAUGCCUCUAACAAAAGCUUUCUUGGAAAUAAAAUUUAGGUACAGUGGCAUUGUAUAG